This is a messenger RNA of Danaus chrysippus (African queen), 2022 nucleotides long. The record is from the annotation of a GenBank genome assembly. Lineage: Eukaryota; Metazoa; Arthropoda; Insecta; Lepidoptera; Nymphalidae.
AUGAAAAUCCCUACAGCCAUGGAUGAUAGCUCCGUAUCUCAUCAUAACGGAGGGCAAGUGGGAUCUCAGAUAGGAGUUAGUGUAAAUAACAAACAAAAUGAAGAAUCUAGUCAAAGUGUCCAGUAUUCAAUACCGGGCGUUUUGCAUUUCAUCCAACAUGAAUGGGCGAGAUUUGAAGUCGAAAGAUCACAAUGGGAGGUGGACAGAGCAGAGUUUGAGGCACGGAUCGCCUUCCUCCAAGGUGAGAGGAAGGGUCAAGAGAAUCUAAAAAAUGAUUUGGUAAGGCGGAUCAAAAUGCUUGAGUAUGCACUUAAGCAGGAAAGAGCGAAAUUUCACAAGUUGAAAUAUGGAGUAGAUCUUCAGCAGGGCGACAUGCGUCCACCAACUGAAGAACCUACGCAGGAACCGGAGCCUUCGGAGCGAGCCCAAUGGAAGCAGGGUAGACAAUUGAUUAAACAGUACCUACAGGAAAUUGGUUACACAGAUACCAUCCUUGAUGUUCGUUCAAACAAAGUAAGAACUUUGCUUGGUUUAAACAAUGAGGAGCCGGCUGACGAUAGCAGCCACAGAAACUGUGACAAACAACAACACUAUUCUAUGAAUACUGCCUUAAAUCGUAAGAUGUAUGAAUAUGGUGGAAAAGAUCAACGCAAAGGAGCUCAGCAAGGCAGCGGUUAUAAUGAGGAAGGGAUGUCAGUUCAAGAGACGGCGGCUGUGUUUGCUAACUUUGAGUUUCUAUCUAAUCAGGAAAUGGAUAUGGAUGAAAUUGAUGACUUAGAUGCCAAACAAAUGCACCACACUACUACUAAGCAAGGUGAAGAUGUGGACCAAGAAGCAGAGGAUGUAUUAACUGAACUAAACCUGCUAACUGAGAGCGAGGCUGACGGAGGGCAAGGAGAUGAAUUCCCAACCGUGAAAUUCCCAGCCACAUCAGCGACAGUGGCUCGUGAGGGUGAUGGGAAGCCGCUUGCUCUGGGUGAGCUGGCACAGUUGACGGUCAGCAAUGAGUCUGAAGGUUAUGACGUGGCCAGCGCUAGCAAAGAGUCCUUCAGGAAGACUUGGAACGCUAAAUACAGUCUUCGUUCACACUUUGACGGGGUACGUGCCCUCGCCUUCCAUCCAACGCGGGCUGCUCUUGUCACAGCGUCCGAAGACCAUACUUUAAAGAUGUGGGACCUGCAGCGUACUGUCCCAGCUAAAAAGUCAGCCGGCUUGGAUGUGGAGCCUCUAUAUACGUUCAGAGCUCACACAGCGCCGGUGCUCUGCCUCGCUAUGGGCGCUCCACGCUCGGAGGAAUGUUUCUCAGGGGGUCUGGACGGAACCAUAAGAGUAUGGAACCUACCCCCACCCAUCGCUGACCCAUACGACUCAUAUGAUCCCGCUGUACUGGGUCCAGUACUCCGCGAGCACACGGAUGCUGUGUGGUCCUUGUCCUGUGCUGGUGGCCGGCUGUUGUCUUCAUCAGCGGACGGUACAGCCCGCCUGUGGUCUCCAAGAGACCCUCGGCCCCUGCUGGCUACACUCAGGGACGACGCCCCCGGCUCCACCUCGGCGCCCGCGGCCGCGGACUUCGCUGACGCCGCCUGCCGCGCCGCUGUCGUCUAUACUGACGGCACUCUUCUAUUAUACGACCUUGAAACUGGACAGGUUGUGUUGCGCGUGCCGUGCGACAGUCCCGCCAACCGCGUCCGCUCCCACCCGACCCUGCCGCUGCUGGUGACGGCUCACGAGGAUCGUCACAUCCGUUUUUGGGACGCUGUUUCCGGUCGCUGUGCGCACGCGAUGGUCGCGCACCUGGACGCGGUGACGGGCCUGGCGCUGGAUCCCAACGGUCUGUUCCUGCUGUCGGGUUCCCACGACUGUUCCGUGCGCCUGUGGAACCUGGACACCAAGACGUGCGUGCAGGAGAUCACCGCGCACAGGAAGAAGUUCGACGAGAGCAUCCUGGACGUGGCCUUCCACCCCCUCCGGCCGUACAUCGCCAGCGCCGGCGCCGACGGCCUCGCUAAAGUCUUCGUCUGA